GGCUUGGCUGCUGCCACCAAAAGUGUAACCUAGCAACCUGAACAUAAUCAGGCACAAAGUAAACAGACUUUUUAACACAAGUGAAGUAACUUUGCAAGUCUCCCUCCGAGCCCUGGGUACAGCUGGGGGACUCAUUCCCCAAUCUGUGGAAGCAGUGUACAUGUGUACAUCUGCUAAGGAGAAGAUGGAGAUGCUAAGGAGCCCAGUUGCUGGCCCAUUCAAAGGAAAAGACAUCACAGCAUUUGCAGGAAAACUCACACAUGCGGCCCUGAACAUGCCACUGCAGUUUAGUAUGGAGGCCAUGAGACCCCAGUCGAAGAACAACUCUCGCUUUGGCAACCUCAGUCACCAUUCUUUCUUCUCACGGCACAACCCCCAUCCUCACCGAGUGACCCACUUGCAAGGCUUAAAUGGCGCCCCCAUCUGUAUGGUUAAUGAUGGGUGGUCUGUGCUGACCCCUCUAUCGCCUCAUCCAAUGAUAAAAGGCCAGCUCUCUACUACUGUACUGGGGGUGCCUGGGGCCCAACUGCCAAUUGGAGAUCCACAUAGUAAUCUGAUCCCCCGGCUAACUGUAGGCCUGUUGUCAGAUGCAUGGAGAGAAGAACUGAGGGAACUCACUGCCAGAGUUAGUGCUUUGGCUUCCUCCUCCACUGAAAUGGAGCAAAAGGAGCAGGUGGAAGAGCCCCGGAGAACAACACAAUACUCAGCAGAAACUGGGCGUCUCAUCCCACCUUCCUCUCGGACAACAACCCGCCACUCAUCCCACCAGUUGUGCCGGAAUAAUGCAAAGAACAAAGGCAAAGAUGCUGCCCUGUCUUUGCCAGACCAAGAGCUGGUAAUUUUGGAGCUGCUGUGUCAGAUCCUGCAGACAGACUCCUUAUCGGCUAUUCAGCAAUGGCUGCUCACAGCUGGUCAGAGGGGUGAGGAGAACCUGGAACCUCAACAGGGUGCCUGGGCAAGAGGAAUAGAUACCCACUUCUAUUCUCAGAAAAAGGAUCUUGUUAUGAAGAUGUUACAGACUGCAACUGCCAACCUAAAACCGGAGCCCCAAUCCUCAGGCAUCAGCAUGGAGCAGAGGCUUCAGUCCCAGAUGUCCCAGACUGCAGUGAGCCUGUCCUGCAGAGGGCAACUCUUGGGAAGGAAUCAUCCAAUCAGAUUGUCUCAGAGACAGAAGCAAGAACCCAUUCCAGAGGAAGACAAGCCAGUGCAUAUGGGUACUGCAGAAGUUCUCCAGUUCCCUUUACCCCAGGAUGGAAAGUAGAACCUGCCAAAUCCACCUAAUUAACAUAGAAUCAUCUCUCAUUCCUGAUGGAAGAAGCUCAAGAAGUGCUAACAUGCUAACGUAUUUCCUGCUAUAACUGUACUGAUUUACUCUCAUUAUUCACUUAGUGAAAAAGUUCUAGUGAAAAAGUGUUCUGUAGAAUACAUAAGAAAGGCAUGCAGUAUCCCCUAAUCUCUCACUUCAUUUUGAGAUCUAAUGUUGAUAAAUGGCAAGUUUAAACAGAAUUUGUUUAAUGCCUGUGCCAUUGGCAUUAAGUCAUACUGCAAAAUGAAAUGAGUCUCUGAAAUUUUAAACUUCCCCAUAACUAUAGCUGCUUAAAGUUCUGCUUCUGCUAUGCUCCAGCUGGGUAAUGUGUGGAAUCACAAAGAGAAUGUGGCAGUGUUUUGUCAGUGGUCUCAGAGACAGGAGGUGCAGCUUUGAUACCAUGAUCCCUGAAGUGGGCUGAGUCAUUGAUUGAAAGAUUGGCCAUUAAGCAUUUCAGUCCUUCCUCUAAUAUCCCAGGGGUAGCAUUGAGCAAUUGCUCACCAUUCCAAAGGACGCAGAUCAGUCCUGUCAGUACUUGUUUAAAGCCACUGGAGGAGAUAGAGCCAUGCUGGGUGGGAGAGUCAUCAACAUAUUAACAAGUAUCAGAGGGGUAGCCGUUUGAGUCUGAAUCUGCAUAAACAAUGAGAAGUCCUGUGGCACCUUAUAGACUAACAGAUUUAUUGGAGCAUAAGCUUUCAUGGGCAAAGACCCACUUCAUGCAUGCAUCUGUAGAGGAUGCAUGUUUUGCAUUCUGUCAAAAUCACUUAUGGCUGCCUGUUCUUACUGGAUCCACCACUGAUGCUCCUGUCUUUUCAGGUGGCUGUGGUGGCCUGCAGUAGUAAAAUUCCUUUUGUAAUAUGACUUUUCUUCCCAUGUGGAUUUUAUAACAAUCUUCCAUGUCUUUGUGUCCUCCUGACUCGGUUACUGAAAUGUGCAGAUUUCUUUGUUACUAAUAUCAUUGCAUAUCAAUAAAAAAUGUAA
This is a messenger RNA of Pelodiscus sinensis (Chinese soft-shelled turtle), 2287 nucleotides long. Lineage: Eukaryota; Metazoa; Chordata; Testudines; Trionychidae. The record is from RefSeq and is a predicted model, not a curated record.